AUUUGUAUUCAAACGAAAGGGAAUUCAUACUACAUUUCUUUGUCUUCAAAAUGAUUUGGUCAAUUCUAAUUACACUCAUGGUUCCAUCUGUUGUUCUCGCAAGACCGCCCAAUUGCGCUAAUAUAGUUUUUGAUAAAUGUGGACAGCACGACGCCAUUAGAACUAACCCAAAUGAGCAAACUUGCGAAACUUGGAACAAAUGUGACGAUGAUCAAAAACGCUGUGUCGACAAGACAAAAGAAGUUAUUUACACUGACCAAAUAUGUUACCAAUUUUGGACACCGUCUAGGGAUUAUAUUACAUGGUGCCAAUCAGCAUGUGGAAUACCCCAUGUACUCGCAAGUAAUCCCACUGAAGAAGUGUGUGAAAAAUGGAAUAAAUGUGACGAUGUCAAAAGACAAUGUGCCGCAGCAGGAGGAAAUUACUACGCAGGCGCUAACUUUCAGUGUAGCAAAUACACACCUGCACCCACGGUAACUUCUACCACAGUUGUCGACACAUCUGAGAGCAGUACUUCGCAAUCUACCACCACUCCAAGUACAACCACAACCAUCAUUGUUUCGUCUACUACCACAACAAACCCAACUACCUCCACAACCCCCACAACCCCCACAACCACAACCCCCACAACCUCCACAACCACAACAGCGCGCGGAACCACUGAUAUUCCCGCACCUCCAUCAGUUGUGGAAAAAUGGUGCAUGAAAAAAUUACAAAAAAACAAUGCACAAUUUACUAUUGAUUUUAUCGAGGAAGCCGAAAGUGACGAGGGUACGAAUGCGGAACUAUGUAUAUACCUUAAUCGCGCAGGUUUCAAGUUGAGGUUGGAAGAUUUAACAGAGUAUUGUGGAAAGCAGCAAUCAGAUGCAUUUAAGGAGUAUGUGGAGAACCGGAAAAGAAAUCGAAACUGCGACUUAUACCGUUAAGAAUAACCUUCUUUUUGAUUUUGACACGCUAUCAAUAAAUGCAGUUUCCGCACUGUGAUCAGUCCUCAUAAGGCUUAUUUUGGAACACUGAACACGUGCUGCUUCUCUCUAACUCUUAAAUUUUGUCUUUACUUGCUCUGUUUUGCAUUCUAUCAAUAAAUGCUUUGCAAACCAAA
Messenger RNA from Caenorhabditis elegans, 1102 nucleotides. Its product is annotated as DUF19 domain-containing protein. The record is from RefSeq and is marked reviewed. The transcript has 5 exons. NCBI's taxonomy places the organism in Eukaryota, Metazoa, Nematoda, Chromadorea, Rhabditida, Rhabditidae. The coding region runs from base 51 to 926 and encodes 291 amino acids.